AUGACAGACGUUGUAGCUAAAGUAGAACGAGGUGAUCAGGAAGCAAAAAGGCUAUAUGAACGUUUUAUUACUUAUUGCCAACGUCAUCCUCAUGUGCGAGUUAUUGACUCUUGGUCUAAUAUAGAAAAGGUGUUGGAUAGAAUGGUCUUGUAUCAUCACACAGAGCUGUGUGCAUCGACAAAUAUGAUAGAUGGGAAGCCCUUGUUUUAUGUACCAAAAAGUGUAGAGUUAAGCUCUAUCAAGGAUUGGAAAAAGAAUAUGGGCAUCAGAUUUCCUGCAAUGUGUAAACGUAGGACGGCAUGCUCUUCAACAGAGGCACAUCAGAUGAUCCUUAUACCUUCUCCAGAUAAAAUGUCACAACUAGAAAAGUAUAUAGAGAAUGAACCUGUGAUGUUACAGGAGUUUAUACAGCAUGAUGGUGUUAUUGUUAAAGUAUACGUGGCAGAUGGUCAAAUAACGGCGUCAACACGACCUUCAUUUAAAAAUUUAGAUACAACUGGGGAUGUCGUACAUUUUGAUAGUCAAACAUUACCAAAGAGUUUCGAAACAAAGAUUGAAUUAUCAGAUGAUUUAGACAAAAUCUUCCUUAGAACAAACCCAGGCGAUAUUCUCGUUCAAAAGGAAUCACUACUAGAUAAUGAUCGUUUGAAACAAAUAGCAGAUGGUUUAUAUCGUCAGCUAGGUCUGACAUUUUUUGGAUUUGAUGUCCUUUUGCAAUCAAAGACAAAUGCUUAUUAUGUCGUAGAUGUAAACUAUUUCCCAAGUUUCAAAGACGUUGAAAACUUUCAUUCCAUGUUUGUGAAUAUCCUUGAAAAACGAUUAACAUAG
Molecule: messenger RNA, 828 nt
Organism: Rhizopus microsporus ATCC 52813
Lineage: Eukaryota; Fungi; Mucoromycota; Mucoromycetes; Mucorales; Rhizopodaceae
Exons: 6
Coding region: 1-828 (275 amino acids)
Biological process (GO): inositol trisphosphate metabolic process
Cellular component (GO): cytoplasm
Molecular function (GO): magnesium ion binding; inositol-1,3,4-trisphosphate 6-kinase activity; inositol-3,4,5,6-tetrakisphosphate 1-kinase activity
Source: RefSeq, a predicted model, not a curated record